Molecule: messenger RNA, 810 nt
Organism: Salvia splendens (bonfire salvia)
Lineage: Eukaryota; Viridiplantae; Streptophyta; Magnoliopsida; Lamiales; Lamiaceae
Product: calcium-dependent mitochondrial ATP-magnesium/phosphate carrier protein 2
Exons: 1
Coding region: 1-810 (269 amino acids)
Biological process (GO): transmembrane transport
Molecular function (GO): calcium ion binding
Source: RefSeq, a predicted model, not a curated record
AUGCUGCAACCCGGUCAAGAAGUCGGGCCCUGUCACGCUGACCACGUGCUCUCCGCCCUGCGCGACACUAAGGAGGAGUGGGACUCCAGAAUCCGGAGUUUGUUCAGUUUCUUCGACUCCGAUAAUCUAGGGUAUUUGGAUUCCGCUGUGAUUGAGAAGGGGCUUUCUGCGAUGCAAAUCCCCGCGGAUUACAAGUUCGCCAAGGAGCUCUUGUUAGUCUGCGAUGCCAAUCAGGACGGGAGGGUUGAUUACCAAGAGUUUAGGAAGUAUAUGGAUGAUAAGGAGCUCUGGGAUGCUCUUGUCAAAACAGGGAUAGAACUUGAUGAUGAUGAACUUGCUAGUUUUGUUGAGCAUGUCGAUAAAGACAACAAUGGAAUCAUAACAUUUGAGGAAUGGAGGGAUUUUCUGCUUCUGUAUCCGCAUGAAGGCACCAUAGAGAACAUCUAUCGGAAAAGGGUAUAUCUUGUAGAUAUUGGUGAACAGGCAGUGAUUCCUGAAGGCAUCAGCAGGCAUGUUCAUGCAACAAAAUAUUUAAUUGCAGGUGGAGUUGUCGGAGCAGCUUCUCAUACUGCAACUGCACCUCUUGAUCGUCUAAAGGUGACUUUACAAGUUCAGACUACGCAAGCUUCAUCGGUUUGUUCGGCCGAGGGGGAGAGGAAGUAUUCGACCGAACAAUCCCUCUCCAAAUUUAUGUUGGAGAAGAAGGCCAAAGCUACAACAGUGAAGCCGUCGCGUCACAUCUCGAGAAGGCCGACCGGAGCCGCUUCGGCAGGCAGCAGCAAAUGCAAGAAGUCGGCGGUUGAGAAUUAG